AUGCCCAAACCAACCCUCAUUUUCGCACCGGGCGCAUGGUACCCAUCAACAGCUUUCGACCCAAUCUUCCCCAAGCUAUCAGACUACAAGUGUCGCAGCAUCGCCUUCCCAUCCAUCACAAAAGCAACAGAAGUAAAAGACCUCGAGCCAGACACGCAGGUCGUGCGAUCUGCAGUGCAGGAAGAAAUCGACGAUGGCCAGGACGUCAUUGUGAUCGCGCACAGCUGGGCCGGACUACCCGUCAACAGUGCAUUGGAUGGACUGAGCAAGCUCGAACGCGAAGUAGCAGGCCUGAAGGGCGGCGUUGUCAAGCUCGUAUUCAUCGCGGCGUUUUUGCCGCAGAUUGGCGAGGGGCUGAUCGGCGCUUUUGGUGGGACGCCCCCGCCGUGGUAUGUUCUUGAUGAGGAAACAAACACUUUCACGGCGAGUGAUCCGCAUGCCCUCUUUUUCCAUGAUGUUCCUGAUGGCGCGGAUUGGGCGAAAUUGCUUCGGCCUCAUGCCUGUGCCACUAAGACUGCCCCUGCUACUGGGACGGCGUAUAUGAAUAUCCCUACUGCUUACUUGUUGUGUGAGGAAGAUCGCGCUAUUCCUGUGGCUGUUCAGCAGGUUUUGGUGGAUCGGGCGCGCAGAAGGGGCGCAGAGAUCGAGACGGAGAAGAUUCAGACUGGGCAUACGCCUUGGCUGGUUGUUCCAGAUCAGGUUGUUGCUUAUCUUAAGAAACAUACUGGGGAGUCGGCGUAG
Messenger RNA from Penicillium canescens, 741 nucleotides. Its product is annotated as alpha/beta hydrolase. The transcript has 2 exons. NCBI's taxonomy places the organism in Eukaryota, Fungi, Ascomycota, Eurotiomycetes, Eurotiales, Aspergillaceae. The coding region runs from base 1 to 741 and encodes 246 amino acids. The record is from RefSeq and is a predicted model, not a curated record.